AUGACACCUCCCAAACUACAAUUCUCACUCCGAUCCCAUGGAGCAUCAAUCACAACCAUCCUCCCACUCCCCCAAUCCCAACAACUCAUAACUGCCGACACAACAGGACUACUCAUUCUCCGGAACCUAAUCACAAGAAGACCAAUACGACGUUGGCAGGGCCACGAACUGGACGUUAUCACACUUAUACAACUCGAUUCUAGUCAUGUAUUGUCACAUUCUCGAGAUUCGGAGAUUAAGAUCUGGAAUCUAGAUAAAAUCGAAAAAGACCGGGAUGGAUUGGAAUAUUGUAUGCCUGUCAAUGCUGUGAAUUUUUCCAAUAUCAUUUGGAUACCCGAAUCAUCAAAUGGAGAGAAUGGAUAUUUGAUGACCCCGGCCAGUGUUGAUUCGAACGGUUUUGAUGUCUAUAAAUUAUCUAAAUCGGAUGGGAUAUGGAAGAUGACAACUCGGGUGAUUACCAAUUAUAGCGGAUAUAACCUAGUCCACAAACAACCACAAGUAGAUGGCGAGAUUGGAUCCCGUGGGGAUUUCGGAAUCAUAAUGAAGAUGACCCAUGAUAUUUCCAAUAAUGAUGUGAUAUAUCUAGGAUAUGAAUCGGGGGAUAUAGUCGGUAUAUCCAUCACCUUCAAUCCUCAACCAACUUCCGCUAGCACUCUCACCUCAUCAUCAUCAAAACCACCCAAUGGAACAACUGGUGGCGGAUUGAGUAAGAUGUUCAAAGAAACAAAUAGGACGAUCAUAAACCAUGACCCACAAAUCAAACUAAUGUAUCACAAUUCAACCCAUUCGCCAAACCCUAUCAUCUCGCUCACGUAUGAUUCGAAAAUGGGUCUAAUCUCGGGCUCUACGGGCAAGAAAAUCAUCAUCCAUUCAACGGAAGAAACUAUUAAGCUCAAUCAAAGUGGGAUCCAAUCCAUCCAAACCCAUGACACGAGUAAUAUGAUUGUGGUCGGAUAUUGGAACGGGAUGAUUGAGGGAUAUGACAGCCAAACUAAAGCCUGUGAAUGGGAUCUAAAGCGAAGUUUACCCCGGAUCAAAACUGUGAUGACGAAUCAAGGUGGGGUGGAUGAGAGUGAGGAGAACGUGAAGGGAGAAAUGAAGUUAUCAUAUAUGGUCAUAUCCUCGAUGAAAGGAGAUGAUGAAGAAAAUGGGGAGAGGGGGAAGAAGAAGAGUUAUAAGGAAUUGAUUAGACGGAAGAAGAAUCAGAAUUUAGAUUCAAAUCUCUUGUUUACGGGAUAUGAAGACGGGACUAUAAAUGUAUUCAAAAUCUAG
This is a messenger RNA of Hemisphaericaspora subhashii, 1272 nucleotides long. RefSeq lists its product as uncharacterized. Bases 1 to 1272 code for a protein of 423 amino acids. Gene Ontology annotation, molecular function: protein binding. Lineage: Eukaryota; Fungi; Ascomycota; Pichiomycetes; Serinales; Debaryomycetaceae. The transcript has a single exon. The record is from RefSeq and is a predicted model, not a curated record.